Effrenium voratum is the source of this 441-nucleotide messenger RNA. Lineage: Eukaryota; Dinophyceae; Suessiales; Symbiodiniaceae. The record is from the annotation of a GenBank genome assembly.
AUGCCGGCGAUCUUGGCCCUAGAUCGCCACUGGCUCGACGAGUUGCUGCUGGUCUUUGUGCCCGUGCUGCACCAGGUGGCGGACACCAACUAUGGGGCAGCUGUGCUGAUCUGUUGCUUCGAGCGGCUCGCCAAGUUGGAGCGGGAUCUACCGCCUCUGCGAGGGCAGUGGGCGCUGAUCUCCGAGAUGGCGCGGCAGGCGGUGAGUCUGGCGGCCGGGCCAUACGCGCACCGCGUGGUGCAACAACUAUUGCAGCUCUGGGGCUUCCAAAAGUGCCGAGCUAUCGUCCAGGCCUUGAAACCGCAGCUCUGCGCUCUCAGCUGCGAGCAGCACGGCGCGCACGUGGUGCUGAUGAUGUUACGGGAGGCUCCCCGCGAGGUGCAGGAGGGCCUCGCUGGCGAGCUGACCUCGCCGGAGAGCCUGCAGAAGCUUAUGUCCAAG